This is a messenger RNA of Monopterus albus (swamp eel), 8014 nucleotides long. RefSeq names its product calmodulin-binding transcription activator 1-like. The coding region runs from base 249 to 5042 and encodes 1597 amino acids. Gene Ontology annotation, biological process: regulation of transcription by RNA polymerase II. Gene Ontology annotation, molecular function: transcription coregulator activity; protein binding; double-stranded DNA binding. Lineage: Eukaryota; Metazoa; Chordata; Actinopteri; Synbranchiformes; Synbranchidae. Gene Ontology annotation, cellular component: nucleus. The transcript is spliced from 21 exons. The record is from RefSeq and is a predicted model, not a curated record.
UGUAUCAUAGCAACAGUGAUCAGGGAAACAGAGAAAUGAUGGGAAAGAAGAGAAACUAAGGCUGGGUACAAGUUAGUCACACACACGGAGGCAGUGUAUCUACUGUGGCCAAUCGAUCAGGGGACACAAUGGAUGCAAGUUAGUGGAUCAGAAAAUGGAUCAGCCCACAUGCAUAUCACUUGGAGUUUUGUUUCUGGGCUUUAGAGGAGGAAGAAUGAGGACUGAAGAAGAUAAGAAAUCCAGAGCGCAUGGUCAGGAUUGCCGUUGGUUACACAGGACACACCCCUCCAAAGAGUGACGACACCGACGCCAACAAUGAGCCAGGCCAGUUGAAGAUCUACCUUCCUAAGAAGCUGCUGGAGUGUCUACCAAAAUGUUCCUCUCUGCCCAAGGAGCGCCAUCGCUGGAACACCAACGAGGAGAUUGCUGCAUAUCUCAUCACUUUUGAGAAACAUGAUGAGUGGCUGACUACAUCACCAAAAACCAGGCCUCAAAAUGGCUCUAUGAUCCUCUAUAACCGUAAGAAGGUGAAGUACAGGAAAGAUGGCUACUGCUGGAAGAAAAGGAAAGAUGGGAAAACCACCCGAGAGGAUCACAUGAAGCUCAAAGUCCAGGGAGUAGAGUGUCUAUAUGGCUGCUACGUCCACUCCUCCAUCAUCCCCACCUUCCAUCGUAGGUGCUAUUGGCUGCUGCAGAACCCAGACAUUGUGCUGGUGCACUACCUGAAUGUACCGGCGGUGGACGAUAGCGGGAAGCCAUGUGGUCCUGUACUCUGCUCCAUCAACACAGACAGGAAGGAGUGGGCCAAGUGGAGCAAGGAGGAGCUCAUUGGACAACUCAAACCCAUGUGUGCUGGAAGCAGCCUGCAUCAGAAAUGCUCUAGUGUCAAGCAGCGCAUCAUCUCAUCCAAGCAGGAGUCAGGGGUGCCUACAGGAGGGGGAGCUUCCCUGGGUACAGGUGCAGCAACAGGCCAGAGAGUUGAGGAAGCAGAUGGCACAGAGGUGCAGAACAGCGAUGUGUCAGAAGGUCAAACAGAGCCCGGUCCUGGAGGGGGCAGAAGCAGAGCGGGCGGAGAGAGGAGGAAUGGCAGGAUAACUAAACCCUCCCUACUCCCACAAAGCAGCAUGGAAGUGUCCUCCUCUACUUGCACCAACCAGGUGGAGGUCCCUGACACCACCCAGAGCUCUCCAUUGUCAAUCACCAGUGACAUGGCUGACAGCCCCGCCCUCGCUAUUGGGGCUGGCUUGUCGCAAAGCACAGCUGUCUUCAUGUCUGAGGUCACCACGCUGACAGGGGAGUCAGUUUACUCUGCUGGCCAUACCCACCUGCUGGCAUCCACCCACGAGAGCACCACUGCUGGCAUCCUGUUGGCUGUUGCCCCUGAAAACCAGAGGUUUACAUCAUUUCCUGGUGGAGUGGGCUUAGGCGAGGGAGGAGAGCUGGUUCUAUCCAGCUCUCUAGACUCAGGUGGAGGAGUCAGCCUUCCUGAGACCACUAUGACCUUUGAUCCUGAUUGCUUCCUCAACAAUCCCAAACAGGGCCAGACGUAUGGAGGAGGUGGAGGAAAGACUGAGGGUUGUAAUGGUGAUGAUGGAGGACUUCACUGUUCUUCUAAUGGCUUUGUCUACAACCCAGCCCUCAUCAACAACAUCAAGACUGAAACUGCACCACUAGAGCAGCCACUGUCUACUCAGAGCAGCUAUGUGGGAGAAGGGACAGGCCUCAGUCCCAGCACAACCCUGGAGCAGAUGGACUUCAGUGCUGUCAUGUCGUCAGCCUGUGUCCCAAGUCUAAGCCAGCCCGCACACCACCCCUCCCAGAGCCUCUUCCUCCAGGCCUCCCCCCAGACAAGCCAGCCCUCCCAGCUCCAGACCAAUGGCACUGAGGCAAGCCAGGACUCAGGCGAAGCCCAGGCUUAUAUAGGCCUAGCCACGGUACCAACAGACUCACCGGUCACCAACGGAGAUCCACAUACACACCUCCACCGAGCCAGCCCAGACCAGCAGGCCCUGUGUGGACGGAACGUACAGGGGGCAGCAGUAAGCACUUUCCCUCUAACACCGCAGGACACCACGAUCGACCAGUCAGGCUGCAGGGGACAUCGAGAGGUUGGGGGCUUAGAGAAGACUUCUGAGAAUGGAGGAGAGUUACUGCUCAAGCCUGAGGAUCCUCAUGAGGCUUAUGCGAGUGUAGACAACGAGGACUACCUGCAACCCACAGAUGACAAUGGAGGAGGAGAGGAGGGAGGCGGAGGUAGUGGAGGAGGAGGAGGGGGAGGAGGAGGAGGGGAAAGUGAGAUUCUCUGUAAUGGUGUAAGCUUGUCAGGGGCCAACAGUUCAGUGGUGGCCAGUCCUCAGUCUAUUACUGCUGGUGCAACCAUCGAGGGGGCACUCUAUAGCUCUCCUCUUCCUCAUCAAGGUGGGGGGGUGUCAGCUACAGCAGCUGGAGCGGGAGCGGCCAUCAGUCUGGAAGGCUUUGAGGCUUCAUUUGGAAGCCAGUUCUCGGAUCUGAUCAAUGAUUUCAUCUCAGUUGAGGGGUCUGGAGGAGGGGUGGGAGCAGCUGUCACUGGGGUUCUGAUGCCCCAGGAAGGGGCAGCAGGAGAGGAGCAGGGCACAGGAGCAGGUCACCUGCCGGGCUCAGAGGUGGAGCAGGGAGCUCUGGGACUGCUCCCAGAGACUGGGAGGCUGUUCAGUGUGACAGACUACUCCCCAGAGUGGUCUUACCCAGAGGGCGGAGUGAAGGUACUGAUCACAGGUCCGUGGUUGGAGUCGAGCAGUGAGUACAGCUGUCUCUUUGACCACAUCAGUGUCCCCGCUGCCCUCAUCCAGCCUGGGGUUCUGCGCUGCUACUGCCCAGCCCAUGACACAGGACUGGUGAUGCUACAGGUAGCUAUGGGAGGUGAAGUCAUCUCUUCCUCUGUGGUGUUUGAAUACAAAGCGCGUGACCUUCCCGCCCUGCCAUCUUCUCAACAUGACUGGCUGUCUCUGGAUGAUACACAGUUCAGGAUGUCCAUCUUGGAGCGCCUGGAGCAAAUGGAACAGAGGAUGGCCGAGAUAACCAAUCAGAACCCCAGCUCCGAAACCAUGGCAACCAAGGGCAGCGGAGUGGAGGGAGGAGGAGCCACUGAUCAGCAGUCUCAAAUUACUCCUGAUCAGGGUUCAUUUGAGGGUCGUGUGGUGGUGGUGUGUGAGAAGAUGAUGUCUCAGCCAUGCUGGGCUUCUUCUACUCAGCUCGUGCACAGUAAGAACUCCAGAGGAAUGACCUUACUACAUCUGGCUGCAGCUCAGGGCUAUGCAGGGCUCAUUCAGACACUUAUUCGCUGGCGCACAAAGCAUGCUGACAGUAUUGACCUUGAGCUGGAGGUGGACCCUCUCAAUGUAGACCACUUCUCCUGCACUCCACUGAUGUGGGCAUGUGCUCUGGGCCAUACUGAGGCAGCACUGGUGCUUUACCAGUGGGACCCAAGAGCUCUGGCUAUUCCUGACUCACUGGGGCGCUUGCCACUCAACAUUGCUCGAUCCAGGGGCCACACCCGAUUGGCUGAGCUCUUAGAGCAGCUGCAACAGACUCCUCAAGCUCCGGGCCAGCCUGCUGACACCUGGAUGGACAGGUGGAGAGGAGAGUCACAGACCAGUGGAAUAAGCAACAGCCCCACUCCAAACUCUAACAUAGAGCUGAGGAGAGCCAGGACAGAGAACCAACAAGACAACCAGAACCAGAGCUGGAGCCAAACAGGACAUAGAGGCCCACAAGAAACCCAGGGAGAACAGGGAGGCCCUCCUCCAGCUAAGAGAUGCAGACCCAGCCCAGACACCCAGCAACAUCUAGCAAGCUCACCUCCUGGCAACCACACCCUCAGCUCCCUCCUCAACUACUCCCCAAGUCCUAACCCUCAAUGCUCCCCACCCCCCAACACCCAACAAAUUCAGCCUUCUAACAUCAGCUAUCAGAGCGCACCUCCCGCCAGCACCUGCCGUAACGAGCCUAGGCUUCCCAGCACCCCAUUCUCCCACCUGCAGGCCAGGAUAGGGGGAUCUGGAGGGGACAUCAGAUGGAGUCUGCGGCAAACUCUGGGUCAGCGUAGCCUAGCCAGGAGGGUUCUAGGAAAAGAACGACUGGCCAUUCACCUGCACCAAAGAGUGCUGUCUGACAGGGGAGAGGAGACAGAACUGCUGACUUAUCAGGACUCUGAGGACUUGCAGAUGGACAUUAUGAUGCUAGCGGAUCACAUCACGGAGGCUUCGACUGGUAGGCUUAAGCAGCAGGCGAUGGAGACUGAAACAGACUCUGGGAAGGUGGGGAUCAGCAGUGAUGUGAAGUUACUGUCUGAUUACCUCAGUGAGGUGGAGAGGUUUCUAAACUCCAAGGCCCAUACUCCUAGCCCAAAAACAAAGUCCCUCUCAGGGCCCGAGGAGCAGCAGAGUCCUCUGGCUAAGCAAGCUCCAUCCUCCCCCUUUGACUGGAGCUCCUUCCUUUGUGCAACUAUGAAAGAGGAGACCUUGAAAACUGACUCCUCCUGUCUAGCCAUGACUGAAGCAGAGCAGGGGGAGCUGUAUGAGACCAUCAGGCAUGCUCUCCACUCCCUCAGAAAACACAAGGGUCCCAUUCAGGAACAACGCAAAGAGAUUGCAGCAGUGAUUCAGCGCUGCUAUAAGAAAUACAAGCAGUAUGCACUUUAUCAGAGGAUGACCUUGGCAGCCAUCCUGAUCCAGAGUCGUUUCCGGAGUUUCCAUGAGCAGAGGAAGUUCCAACAGAGUCGUAGAGCAGCAGUCCUCAUCCAGCAAUACUACCGCUCUUACAAACACUCCCUCAGGUACUUCACAAACAUGCACACUCACACACACACACACACACACACAGGGCUUAAUUAUGCAGAUAUGUCUUACAGCCAUGUCUUUGCCUACAGCAGCCUCCUAACUAAAAAACAGAACCAGGCUGCUCGCAAGAUUCUGAGGUUCCUGCUCCGAUGCCGCCACAGCCCCUUGAUGGACCAUAGGCCUCUGAAACGGGGCCAGAGAGCAGAGAGCGGCCAGGGGUCCUGAGAGCCCAUCACCAGGCCCCACACACAGCCCCCUCAGCCUGUGAGCAAUCUGUACACCCUCCCAGCCCUUCUGCCUUUCCUUUCUCCUUUCCUCUAUGCUUCCCCACCACCUUCUGACCUAUCCUCUUCUUUCCUCCUCUCCUCCCUUCUCUCUCAUGUUCUCUCCCCUCUUCUCUUAAGAGGGAAAAAAACUCUUCCCAGACAGACUGAGGACAGGAUAGGUGUCCAUCAUGGCAGCUCAGACAGACAGACUGAUGGGUAGAGCCCAGGGACCUGGCUCUGCCCACAGCACUGAUCCUCCUCCACAGUUUCACUGGGAGGCCAUCACAUUAACCUCAUGGCAUUCUUUGCACUCUUCAUGGGUAUGUUUCUUUGCAAGGAAAAGUCGACGAGUCACACGAGAGAACGCAAGAAGCACCUGGCAAUAGCGUCCUGCCAUUCGUGGCAGCAACAGGAUGUACUGAAAGGCACCGGUGAUGAACAGCUGGCUCAAGAUAAAAGCUACUUUGACAUGCAGAAAAUAUACAAAACCUGUUGAGUUUUGUAUCCAAACAGUGAUCCAUGAAAGGAAAAAAAAACAUAAACCAAAAGACUCACAUCUAUGUUGCAUUUGCAUGCAAGGUUCUUUCGCUUAUUCCUCCUCUCCAUCAUCCUGAAUUGCUACAGUGGCAAACCAUUCUGCUGAUUCAGUAUUUCAUAGUAUCACCAACCACUCUGACUCACAGGCUCACAAACCUAUUAAUCAGUCACAAGUUCAAAAGGGGAGGAACUGCACUUGAAUGUAUGAGGGACGCUGUUAGAUAAAGGGUCGGGGUCUGAAUAACGAUGUCUUAAUUUGUUACAUGGACUUUGUAUGGAGUCGUUCUCAGAGGCAGCACUUUGCGUGCCUGACGUGGUGUGUCCGUGUUUGUUCAAUUCAAUGCAUGUGAUUGAGCUACAAGCUCCUGCAUGCUUGCCAAACUGCUUUAGUGUUGUUUCUUUUGUAUUUCUAUGUGUAGUUGUGUCUCACUUAUGUCCUCAUCAACUUAUCCUUGCCCUGUGUAAUGUGAACUGUGUAAGGACAAAAGUCUUAUUUUGGGUGCUUUUUUUACUUUAUUUAUUUAAGGUUCUAAUUAUGUAUUUAAUUGGCUCAAGAGAGAUUCAGCUUGAGACUGGUUUCCCCCCUUGUGUGGUAAAAUAUGACAUGUUCCAAUGGUUAAAUGUCUCUGUUAGUGUGUUCUUUGCGUGAACCUCUAAAUCCUAACUGUGGUUUUGAGGAGAGAGUCACAUACCAUUGCCUUGACUUCUUCUUGACUCUGAGAGGUCUCUGCUUGCUCUGUACAGGACAUGGGUCCUAUACCUGCCCCUAUCCAGGGCACUGGUCCCCAUAUUACCCCAUACGGGGCGCUCAAAUCCAUAUUUUGGACUAUUGCAUAUUCCUGUAUAUAAACUGACGAGGUAAGGGGAUACGAGGACCCUGAAACUUUUUCAUAAGAGGACUGUAUUUAAGAUUAUAGAUUAUUUUACUCCCAUAAUGAGAAGUUAAGAUAGAGACCUGGGUACACAGGAUGGCUGUAUUGCUUGUAAAUAAUGUAGAUAUUAAAAACGGAGUAAUGUGCAUGAGAUUUAAGACAAACAGCAAAAAGAAACAUGUUAGUGGCUACGGACUGUGAGAGGAUUUUAACCGCUUCACUUUAAGAGUAUCCAGUGUAAGUGUUACUGAAAAGAACCUUUUGUUAAAAGCAUGCAACUGAAAAAUCUAAUGUUAGAAUUAUAAGUGGGAAAAAACAAAGGUAGCUGAAACAAUGACUUUUCAGACAAAACAUUUACACUAUGUGCUUUUGUUUCUUGGCUAGCAAAAAUUAAACCCCCUUUUCCCAGUAGUGCCAAUUAUUAUGAAUGCUACUUUGCCUAACAGUAUGUUAUGUUAGGGAACCCAAGAUCCAGAAGAUAUCAGUAAGAUCCACAAAGGCAACAUGCAGACAAUAAACAGUAGAAGAGAUCUAGUACUAGCUCAACCAUAGACCUCCUACAGAUUCUGAAGUUUGUCUGAGGCAGACUUACAUAUAGAUGUUGAUGAUGAUGGUGGUGAUGGUUAAGAUGCAAGUAUGAAAGUGAUAAUAAUGGUGAUGAAGAUGAUCAUUUUAAUGUGAAUGCAGUGACUGAUGACCCAAAAAAAAGGGAAGAGGGCACUACAUUCUUUACAAUGUGGUUGUGCUUCAGCAAGAUGCUAGCUUUUAUUACGGCCAUUAAUCACACCUACAGCGAAUCCAGCCUGGCCUCCAGUCGAAGCUUUCCAUCGUCAGACAGAAUGUCUCCUCCCCACCUUUUACAUGUCAUUUGACUAAUUUUUCUUUUCUUGUUAUCGUCUUUGUCAUUAUUCUACAACGUGUAUUUUAGACUUCUGGAAAGCUCUGCUUAGAAAGUGCCUGCUCAAUAACAGAAAAGUGCAAGCUGAUAUCAGGAAAUAAUUAUUGUAUGUCCUCCAAAAGGUUGCCAGUUACCUGUUUAUUUUCCUAAAUUGUGUGUUAAAAAUGAACUCAAGGUGUUAAACUUGAUCUGACUCCAAGUUAGAAGCACUAGUUUGUCAGUGGUGUGAAUGAAUGCUCAUGGCCUGAUUGAUGCUAUUUGUUGCUUUAUGAGACAAACCAGUAAUUACAGUAUCACUUUAUGCCCCACUUGUGUAUGCAUUUUACAGUAUUAGAGGAAGAAAACCAUAGGAUCCUGCCUGUAUGUAUGAAAGGCACUGUCACAAGUCUAUUCAGCACCCCAGUGGCGCAACAUGCAUUUUCUUGCAUGGACUCACUUUUCUCAAAAAUGUUGCAGUAUACAAACAAAAACAUAACCCAGCAGUUUUCCAGAGGACAAGACAACUGUCAUACACACUUUAUUUCUUCAUCUCACUCUCUCACAACUAGCACUCACACAUGUGCACAUACAGUCAGACACAAAUACAGGCAUUCAGAUGCACAAAAAGGCCCCACUCUUUCUCUC